UGGUCCGGGGCGUAGCCCAUGUGAGGCCUGCAAGCUCCGGGCGCCUGGCCUACCUAACUCAGCCCCGCAGUCUCUGCAGAACCCCCUGCAGCCCCCAUGGCCCAGUUUCUCCAUUUGCUCACAAUGGCCAACGGCGUGAGGCACUUGAGCGGAAUGCGGACGGUGCCUCCGACAGCUUUCCCGCAGUGCAUGAUCUCAGGAGGGGCCCCAGAGACGGAAGUUUACGACGCCCAGAGCGCUCCUUCUGGACGUGCCCUGGACUCGACUUGGGACUGAGUCUGUGCCGCCUAGGCUGGCAGGGACUCGGCCAGAUGCACUAGCGGCAAGGCUGGGCAGACACCGCCUGGGACUCGCUCGCCGUACCUCCAAGGGGCCCAGGCCAUGAGGGGGCGGCUGGGGAGACGCUCGCCCGGUGCCCGCCCUGGGCCCGGCGGGUGCCCCCUGCCCGCCCCCUGACGCAAUCCGAGGCGCCCUUGCUGCAUGCCGGCGCUGGAGAAACCUCCCCUGCCGUUGCAUCACUCCAGCCAGGUUUGCCACAGAGGUGGAGCUGAACCAAUCAGCGGGCGCGCUGGGCCCGCGGCGCGGUUAAGUGAGAAGCAGCCUCCGAAGUUGAUUGGCCAAAAGGGGAUUUGCCCCACCCCAAUCACCGCGGCAGCUGGCCGCGGUGGGCGUGGUCUCCCGGCAAGAGGGUUUAAAGGGCGCCUCCAUGGGGGGCGCUCAGCUGGAGCUACCGAGCGGUGCCAGGCCAGGUGUGUGCGUCCGUCGGUCUUUCCGUGCCCACGCCGGAGACCAGCCCCGGAGGCCGCCUGGGCCUAUCCCUGUGCCAGGCACCAUGAAGCAGGAGUCUGCAGCCCCGAACACCCCGCCCGCCUCGCAGUCCCCUACGCCGUCCGCUCAGUUCCCCCGAAACGACGGCGACCCUCAAGCGCUGUGGAUUUUCGGAUACGGCUCCCUGGUGUGGAGGCCCGACUUCGCCUACAGCGACAGCCGUGUGGGCUUCGUGCGCGGCUACAGCCGCCGUUUCUGGCAGGGAGACACCUUCCAUCGGGGCAGCGACAAGAUGCCUGGCCGUGUGGUGACGCUCCUUGAAGAUCAUGAGGGCUGCACUUGGGGCGUGGCAUACCAAGUGCAAGGGGAGCAGGUAAGCAAGGCCCUGAAGUACCUGAAUGUGCGAGAGGCAGUGCUUGGUGGCUACGAUACCAAGGAGGUCACCUUCUAUCCCCAAGAUGCUCCUGACCAACCACUGAAGGCAUUGGCCUAUGUGGCCACCCCACAGAACCCUGGUUACCUGGGCCCUGCGCCUGAAGAGGCCAUUGCCACGCAGAUCCUGGCCUGCCGGGGCUUCUCCGGCCACAACCUUGAAUACUUGCUGCGUCUGGCAGACUUCAUGCAGCUCUGUGGGCCUCAGGCGCAGGACGAGCACCUGGCAGCCAUCGUGGACGCUGUGGGCACCAUGUUGCCCUGCUUCUGCCCCACCGAGCAGGCUCUGGCGCUGGUGUGAGGGGCUGAGCCCCUGCGGGGAGUGCUCAUGUGGACAUCAGGGCCAGACACCCACUCCAGUGCACAAGACAGACUUGCGACCGCUUGAGCCCACUGAGCAGAUAUGAUGGGUGGCUGGAGGCUUCUCUUUCUCAGUCCCUGCCUGUCUGCCAGCCUGCAGCUUUCCUGCUUGACAUUGACUUACUACUUGAAACUUUAUUUAUUGCACCAUGUUGGUGUGGUGGGCAGGCGGAGGGCCUGCCCUGGACACAGGGGCCCUGCUGAGCAGUGGCCCCAUCCUGGAACUUGACCAGAUUCCCCCCAGUGCUGCUGCUAACCCCACACCACCCAGGCCUCCACCUCCCCAGGGAGUCUCCAAGAGCCUCGAUCCUCUGCUCACUCAGCCCAGCCAUCCAUAGCCCUGGGAAUUCCACCUGCCAAGGAUCCCAGCAGGCUGGAUGAGGGAUAGUAGGGCAUGAGGAGAAGGAGCCCUGUAACCUGAGGCCCCGGCCAGCCCUUCUCCUCCACCAGUUCCCCAGAGCAGAGCUGGAGCUGAUGCCUGGACACAGCUGCUGAGCCUGGCCUGGGCCUCUUACCCACUUGGUUGUUUUCUUGUCCCUCUGUCUGUCUGUCUAUCUACUUGUCUGUCUGGGCCACUCCUGCCUGUGUGUUGGUCUAUUCCUGGGAAGCUCAUCACUACAGGCCCUGGCAACCUUCCCAGUCUGUCCCAUACUGUUACCCAUAAAACUAUCUCUUUA
Molecule: messenger RNA, 2237 nt
Organism: Pan troglodytes (chimpanzee)
Lineage: Eukaryota; Metazoa; Chordata; Mammalia; Primates; Hominidae
Gene: CHAC1
Product: ChaC glutathione specific gamma-glutamylcyclotransferase 1
Exons: 3
Coding region: 707-1501 (264 amino acids)
Biological process (GO): glutathione catabolic process
Cellular component (GO): cytoplasm
Molecular function (GO): glutathione specific gamma-glutamylcyclotransferase activity
Source: RefSeq, a predicted model, not a curated record